AUGCAAUCAUCGGUAUCAGGGCUGCUUGACUUGCCGUCGCUCGUGCUGAAGUGCUCCAACGGAGGGCUGUACGACGAAGCGGUUGACGUUAUGAUGCUGGCAGAUGAACGUAUCGCUUCCCUACGAGCCAGCGGUUGCUGCGGCAUGCCUUUGCUCGACUUCCUGGAGAUGCAGUGGUUUGCGCGCGGCAUCAGACAUACAGAAUCUCUGAAACUUCAUUUGUGUUUGCGCUUUGCCGUCAGUGGUUUGCGCGCGGCAUCAGAGCUGCUUCGCGUGGAUGUUUUGCAAACAGCUAUAAACUACCGGGCGAUAUUCGGUUCAACGGAUGGGCGAUUGUCGGCUUGGCUGGCGGAGCAGGUGCACUGGUUUGUUAAAUUACUCGAUAAAGAGCUUCUGCAACGCACAGAGAUAUCAGAGCCAGUUGAUGGUGAUUCCAUAGGAGCAAGAGCGUCACUUGAUCUUGCAGCGGUUGAAGCAGGCGUGACGCAGAAGAACGUGCGACCCGUACCAAAAUUCAGAGUGGGAUUAUUGGAUCUCGCCACGAUACUCAGACAAGUGCAUACUGCGGCAACAGCAUUUCGCCGAGUGCAGUGCUACUUCUUCCCCGUAGCGGCCCUCACAUUUGACCGCUACGUUGUCGCAAUGCAUCGAAGAAGACUUGAAGAGAUUGCUGCGGCCUUCGCGCGGAGUAUCGACGAGUACGACUGCGUGCCGUCAACGGCUCAUCUAAGCCUGCUGGGGACCUCGCCUUGGUUCCAAUCGUGCCUCUCUGCCAACCGUAGCUGCGUCUUCCUACUGCGGCAUGCACCCCUAUCAAAUCUCUACAACAGCAUACUCGAAGUAGCCAAUGCCUUCCAGGAGUGCCCUAUUUCCACAACAGCCCCCGUCGUUGUCAGCUUGAUAGAAAGCCUUUUGGCUUUCUGCAUACGCAAGCUGAUUUCCGUGAAGCCGGGGAGGCGCGAGAACUUCGAAGCAGAGAUAAAUGCGAUUGAGCAACGUUUAGUUCAAAAGGACGACGGACGUGAAGGCAGCGUAACCCAAGCGGAAUUCUUCGUUUUGUGCGACAUAUUCGCUACUGUACUGCUUCCGGCAGUCGCACAGCAACUUUCGUCGACUUUUCCUCUACCGACAGGCUUGGCUACUGAGGAAUUGCGGUCGCUGAUGGCGAGUGCAGACCUCUGUCGCAGUCCAAACCCGUUCACGGAUGCAUGCUCCGCUCGCGACGAGCAGCCCACGGGUCUUGAUAGUCCCACGGACACUUUACCCGUUGUUCCGUGA
This is a messenger RNA of Eimeria mitis, 1278 nucleotides long. RefSeq lists its product as uncharacterized. Gene Ontology annotation, biological process: intra-Golgi vesicle-mediated transport. Gene Ontology annotation, cellular component: COG complex. The record is from RefSeq and is a predicted model, not a curated record. Lineage: Eukaryota; Apicomplexa; Conoidasida; Eucoccidiorida; Eimeriidae.